AUGAAUGAUCUAUACUAUUAGUUAAAAGAAGUAAGAACUGUAAUCGACUAAUUUAGACUGCUCAAUAGAAUGGCAUAACAAUAGAAUUGAUACCUUCCAAUAGAUAAUCGAUAGCUGAAAUGAUGCCUGAUUUUUAAAAGAAAAGUUCAUCGAUUAGAAUGAAAUUGUAAUUAAUCAGAAAUAGCAAUGAAGAAAUCAGCAGGCUGACUGAGGUUAUUUAGACAGCUGCAUCCACUAGCAAAGAGAAAGGUUGUAGUUUAUGAUCAUCUAUAUAUCUAGAAUCAAUGAAGAAAGUUGAUUAAUUACAAGUAUAAAUUAAUAAGAAUACUGCUGAAAUAAAAAAGUUAUUUGAUGAAAUAGAUAAAUUAGUUAAAGAAAGUGAUCCUGAUGAACCAGAAACUAGAGCUAUGAUUUAUAAUUAGAAGGCAAUACAACAGGAAGUGGCAUCUAUAUUGUAAUCUGGUCAGAAUACAAUCUUUAAUUAUAACAAGACUAUUCAAAAGAAGAUGAAAAGAUAAGUAUUGCAAUUCAUAUUCAAUAGUUAGAAAUACUAGAACCUAAUUUGACAGAAAAAUAGAAAACUGACAUUAUUCAAGAUCCUUAAGGAUUGGAGAAGAUGGUAUUGAAGGAGACUCUAGGUUAGCCAUCUUUGCAAUUGGUUUAUAGGGUUCAGGAUAUUCAAGAUAAAUAUUAGGAUAUUUAAAAGUUAGAGAAGGUAUUGUAUUUGCUGACAUUUUAGAGUACUCAGUAUUGUUUUCAAAUGUUAUCGGAGAUCGCAUUUUUGGUAACCUAAUAAGGAGAGUAGAUAGAGAGCAUAGGUAUUGAAUUAUGAUAGAGAGUAGAACAAAAUUUGAAUAAGGCAAAGAAUUACAUUGAAAAAGGGGAGAAAAGAUUGGCUAAGGAACAGAAGAUCCAUAAGAAGAGUAGAAAGGUAAGAGAUGGAUAUUAUAGAUUAGAAAAUGUGUUGCAUUAUUUUAAUUGGAUUAAUUGCGAUCGGAGUGAUAACUACUCCAAUAAUCCUGAAGUUUGUGAAAAGUAGCGGUUGA
This is a messenger RNA of Paramecium octaurelia, 1046 nucleotides long. Lineage: Eukaryota; Ciliophora; Oligohymenophorea; Peniculida; Parameciidae. The record is from the annotation of a GenBank genome assembly.